UGAACAUGUAGAGACUUUUAAUUUGAAGGUCUGUGCCAUCUUGACAUCGCUUCUUGGCGUUGAAGAUGAGCUCAACUCCAGUGCUUUCUGUCGACAUCUAAUGAAUCUCGGCACCUGAAGACAUUAUAUGUGUCACCUGGAGAAAGAUGAUAAUGGCAGAUGACAAGGACGUGCUCCGAGAUGUGUGGUUCGGCAGGAUCCCGGCCUGUUUCACCCUGUCUCCAGAGGAAACCACAGAGAGAGAGGCAGAACCCUACUAUCUGCUCCUCCCACGGGUCAGUUACCUGACGCUAGUCACUGAUAAAGUCAAGAAACAUUUCCUCCGAGUCAUGAAGGCUGAAGACGUGGAGGAGAUGUGGUUUGAAUAUGAGGGAACGCCUCUCAAGUGGCACUAUCCCAUUGGCGUGUUGUUUGAUCUCCAUGCUUCAAACACAGCUCUGCCCUGGAACGUCACAGUGCACUUUAAGAACUUCCCUGAACGCGACUUGCUUCACUGCGCAUCGAACUCCGUGAUAGAAGCGCAUUUCAUGUCAUGCAUUAAAGAGGCAGAUGCACUCAAACACAAAAGCCAAGUCAUCAACGACAUGCAGAAAAAAGACCAUAAACAACUGUGGAUGGGUCUGCAGAACGAUAAAUUCGACCAGUUCUGGGCAAUGAAUCGUAAACUCAUGGAGUAUCCUACCGAAGAGGGAGGCUUCCGCUAUAUUCCCUUUAGAAUAUAUCAGACGAUGAGUGACAGACCGUUCAUCCAAAAGCUCUUCCGACCAGUGUCUCCUGAGGGCCACACGCUUACGUUGGGAGACCUGCUAAAGGAGUUGUUUGCUGCUGCCAUAAGUGCGGAAGACGAGCCAAAGAAAUUCCAAGUUAUGAUUCACGGCAUUGAACCGCUGCUGGAAACACCCAUCCAGUGGUUGAGCGAACACUUGAGCCACCCAGACAACUUUCUCCACAUCAGCAUCAUCCCAACACCAAGUGACUGAUUCCAGAGGAUCCAGUCGUCCGGUGAUGGAGAAUUAGGGAUAAAAGAUUUGCAGAAACGUUCUGAUGGCACACCUGUUUUCUCAUUCUCAUCCCUGCAGUGGCCUUAUCGAGUGAUGGUCAUUAAACAUCAGAAUCCUGUGCACUUCACAUGAACGAGACGCUCUUGGUUCAUUUAGAGCUCUCGGAUUGGUCCCGUGUUCUCGCUGCCUUUAAUAUUCUUACAUUCU
Carassius carassius (crucian carp) is the source of this 1208-nucleotide messenger RNA. Its product is annotated as autophagy protein 5-like. Gene Ontology annotation, cellular component: phagophore assembly site membrane; cytoplasm; Atg12-Atg5-Atg16 complex. The record is from RefSeq and is a predicted model, not a curated record. The coding region runs from base 147 to 980 and encodes 277 amino acids. Lineage: Eukaryota; Metazoa; Chordata; Actinopteri; Cypriniformes; Cyprinidae. The transcript has 8 exons. Gene Ontology annotation, biological process: autophagosome assembly; nucleophagy; C-terminal protein lipidation.